UAUGUACACGUCGCGUUCCGCGAAUUACUAACGGCGUCCCAUAAUUAUGCUGUAAAUACGCGCGUGUGCCCGAGAACAGUGUCCCGAAUCGCAUCCCCGGAAACGCAAGCAUCGAUCAACUAGGCGCGUCUGACGCGGCACGAGGAAUCCCCGACGAGCGCGUUUACCCGAGUCGCCAGCAGUCCGGCAGCAAAAUGGCAGCGAGCGACUCUAACACGGAUGACAGCCUCUAUCCGAUCGCGGUUCUCAUCGACGAAUUAAAAAAUGAGGAUGUCCAGUUACGUCUCAAUUCCAUCAAGAAGCUAUCGACGAUCGCGCUCGCCCUAGGGGUUGAACGGACACGGAGCGAGCUAAUACCAUUUUUAACAGAGACAAUUUACGAUGAGGAUGAGGUUCUUCUUGCACUGGCCGAACAGUUGGGUACAUUCACUCCUCUCGUCGGUGGACCAGAAUACGUGCAUUGCUUAUUGCCACCAUUGGAAUCUUUGGCUAUUGUGGAGGAAACAGUGGUUCGUGACAAAGCUGUGGAAUCCUUACGGAAUAUUGCAGCCCAGCACAGUCCUGCAGAUCUAGAGGAGCACUUUGUGCCAUUGGUACAACGCUUGGCUUCAGGAGAUUGGUUCACGUCAAGAACAUCGGCAUGUGGAUUGUUCAGUGUUUGUUAUCCAAGGGUGAGCCCAGCCAUCAAAGCGGAAUUACGAAAUCACUUUCGUAGCUUGUGCCAGGAUGACACACCUAUGGCGCGACGAUCAGCCGCUUCUAAAUUAGGCGAAUUUGCUAAAGUUGUAGAAAUCGAGUAUCUUAAAUCCGAUUUAAUACCAAUGUUUGUUAUACUUGCUCAGGACGAACAAGAUUCAGUUCGUCUUUUGGCCGUCGAAGCUUGCGUCAGUAUUGCAGCGUUAUUACAACAAGAGGAUGUUGAGCAAUUGGUUAUGCCUACGCUUCGACAAUGCGCCAGUGAUCAAUCAUGGCGUGUUCGUUACAUGGUGGCAGAUAAGUUUACAGAUCUUCAAAAGGCUGUUGGUCCAGAAAUAACAAAAACGGAUCUUGUGCCAGCAUUUCAAGUUUUAUUGAAAGAUAUUGAAGCGGAGGUGCGGGCUGCAGCUGCUGAUAAAGUCCGCGAUUUCUGUCAAAAUCUUGAUCAAUUUAAUCAGGAGUCUAUAAUAAUGACAAAUAUAUUGCCCAUUGUUAAAGAACUCGUAGCAGAUCCUAACCAGCAUGUUAAGUCAGCUUUGGCAAGUGUAAUCAUGGGAUUAAGUCCCAUACUCGGCAAACAUAACACGAUUGAACAUCUGUUGCCUUUAUUCUUGUCCCAGCUCAGAGACGAGUGUCCUGAGGUGCGACUCAAUAUCAUUAGUAACCUAGAAUGUGUCAAUGAAGUUAUUGGCAUACAACAACUCUCGCAAUCUCUUUUACCUGCCAUCGUAGAGUUAGCCGAGGAUUCUAAGUGGCGUGUACGACUAGCUAUCAUCGAGUAUAUGCCAUUGCUAGCCGGCCAACUUGGUGUGGAAUUUUUUGAUGAGAAAUUAAAUUCCCUAUGUAUGACAUGGUUGGUGGAUCAUGUUUAUGCGAUUCGAGAAGCAGCUACGUUAAAUCUGAAAAAAUUGGUAGAAAAGUUUGGGCCUGAUUGGGCACAAAAUACAGUGAUACCCAAAGUUCUCGCUAUGUCUAGAGAUCAGAAUUAUCUUCAUAGAAUGACAUGCUUGUUCUGCAUCAAUGUUUUAGCUGAAGUAUGUGGUCCAGAGAUAACGACAAAGGUGAUGCUUCCAACUGUACUGACAAUGGCUACCGAUAAUGUUGCAAAUGUAAGAUUUAAUGUCGCUAAGACUCUGCAGCGAAUUGGACCCUUCCUCGAACCCUCAGCAGUCCAAACUCAAGUAAAACCCAUCCUUGAUAAAUUGAAUACUGAUAGCGACGUUGAUGUGAAAUAUUUUGCUUCAGAAGCAAUUGCUGGGAUUGCAGAUUUUCUAAUUUAGUCUUAAUUAUGAUAACGUUUCAGCGUAGGUUGAACGACACAGCGCAUUUAUCACUUAUCUAAUAAUAUUUAACUUAAAUUUGAGAGAAAAAGAAAUAACAUGCCACAAUAUUUCACUUACAAACUCAUGGCAACAGGUAAUAAUAUGCACGAUCAAGGCAGACUUUGACAAGGAGAUAUACAAAUUAUAAUUAGUAGAUUAUAUUAAAUCGUACUUUAAGUUACGUUGUAUUUGUAUACCUAUAAUUACAGUAAUAAGUACAAUAUUCGAUUUAAUUGGUAACAUGUAUUUCUCAUAUAUAUUUAAGUAACUGUCUUAAAAAAAUAAUAUAAUGAUAAUAAAAAAGA
Messenger RNA from Monomorium pharaonis (pharaoh ant), 2323 nucleotides. It is a transcript of the gene Pp2A-29B, whose product is annotated as serine/threonine-protein phosphatase 2A 65 kDa regulatory subunit A alpha isoform. Bases 195 to 1976 code for a protein of 593 amino acids. The transcript is spliced from 10 exons. Gene Ontology annotation, biological process: protein dephosphorylation. NCBI's taxonomy places the organism in Eukaryota, Metazoa, Arthropoda, Insecta, Hymenoptera, Formicidae. Gene Ontology annotation, molecular function: protein binding; protein phosphatase regulator activity. Gene Ontology annotation, cellular component: cytoplasm; protein phosphatase type 2A complex. The record is from RefSeq and is a predicted model, not a curated record.